AUGUCGUUCUCGAAUACCCAUUUGCCAGACUGGGCCAUCCCAGCCGACCCAAUGGACCUCGCCUGCAUCGCACAAGUCAGAUAUCAUUCGGCGAUGGAAUUGGAUGGCGACUACCAGCCGGAAGAUCUACAACAGAUUGCGGAGGAUGUGGCUGUGGAUCUUCGCCGAAGGUGGGAUGAGGUCCUUCAGCGGAGUCGAGAUACCGCUGAAGACGAGGAUUUACGGCGUUUUGCGAAUGCUGAAGUCGAACGUCAGCGCGCAAAAGAAGAUGAGGAGACUCACCUUGCACUUUCCAUCAGCCAAGCAGAGUCAAAUCAAGCAGAAGAGGCAGAAUUCCAGACGGCAAAGUUGGAGUCUCGCGUGGACGAACGUGCCCGAGCUGAACGAGCCGAGCGCGAACAGUUGGAGCAGGCCGUUCUAGAUAGCCUGGUGACAGCUACGCUUCUUGAGCAAGAGCAAAAGGAGGCUAUCGACAAGGCCAUCGUUGAAAGCGAAUCGACCGUGAAGCGUGAGCAGAAACGAAAGGUCGAAGAGCUUACCUGUCGCCUGGCAAAGUAUACUAUCAACGACUUGACCGAAGAGGAGCAUAUGCGGCUUGGUAUACUUCUAAGUCAGAAAAAGGAGCUUCGAAACAGUGACGCUGCUGUUCUUCCGGCCACCCUUGCUGUAGACGGCGGCAGAUCCAGUGUAAAAUCUCCGCAUCCAGCAACUGCGGGUACUUUAUCUUCGCUUCCAAUCAGGAUCGGUCCCUCUGUUCUAUCAGUGCCUUCAUCAGGUUCACCAUUGUACGGUACGGAAGCAGAGAACCCUGCACGGAGAGUGGAAUUACCCAAAGUAUCUCGCAGUACCCCGAGCGAUUCGCGAAUCAGCGAAAACCACUUGGUAUACCCAGGCGCAUUCCCAGUAUCGCCUUCUCAGACAAGCUCGGCAGCACGUGGUGCGGUGGGUAGACCGAUAUCAAACUGUAGUACCCCAUUGUUACCGGAUGCAUAUGCUUCGUCUUAUGCGGGCAGUACAGCACCUCAUAUUGAGGCAGGAUCGCUUCCUGGUAUGCUAUUUGGGAAGAGAAUGAUCAUAAGACGCCCUUUAAGCACCGGAAGAUCCAGCGAGCGACUCUCUGGCACAUAUCCACCACCAUCACAAGCGAACGACAGUCCGAAUCGAUCGGCUACAGUGUCUACUGGAGACACGUUCAUCACAGCUCGGGAAUCGCUGUCGCCCCAACUCCUUGCACAACCGCAGAGUGCUCUAUCGAACUCCUGGCGAAAUGAGUAUCAUGACAGUCAACAGCGAGAAGCCCAAGAAUCUCGAUCAUCCACGCCCUUCUCGCUCUAUUCACUGCCGAGCAGAGCAUCGUCUGUUGGUCGGCCGCCCUCUUCUCAAACAUUGCGUGAGAGCGUUGCGCGGAAGCCUGUUGCAAAUUGUCGGCCUCUGGCCCCCGUUGCUUCUGUAAGUCGACCACCAGAAAUCGCUCCCGAUGCGGUAUUAUCGCCAGCCGUAGCUUCGUCGUAUUCACAGCAGCUCUCGAUACAUUAUCAUAUCAAUGGUAAUGGUCCUGUGACUAUCAACAACUACAAAGUUCCGGAAAAUACCACGUCAUCUUUGUCCCUAGCUCAGCAUGUGCCAACUAGAGAUGGCGGAAACAUUGCCAAUGGUAUGAAAGAGGCAAGAAUCGGCUUCAAAACCAUAGCAGAAGUCAAGAGUGCGGCGAAGAAUCUGGCGAGGAGUGCAACCCAAAGAAAGAGAUUCAAGGUCGACUCUCCAAGGAUUGCGUACGCUGCAGUCAACGAGAUUGGCGAUUUUGAACAAGCCUCUGUUCCCGAAGUCCAGAAUGACGUUGGCAGCAUCGCUCCGUUGCCGCAAACACAAAAAUGGUUUGUCACAAACCCUGACAUAAGUUGCUCGAAUCUGAACACGCCCGAGGCCGGAGGAUCUCCAAGUUCAGAACACCCAAUGUCGCAGACUAUUGGCGGUAUUGCACCUAGAAUGCCCUUGUUACAGCAAUCGACAGCGUCAUCCCCACUAUCGACAACAACUCAGCAGACGACAAUGCGGCCGCCUCAAUGGGAUGAGUCGAUGAUCUUGGAUGUGAAUGGCGAUGCAGUGACUCCGCCUAGCGAUCGGCAGUCAGACUUGACAAGUCUUCCAAACGAUGGUAGUAUCAUUCACGAUGCUGCCGCUUCGAAUAUAUUCGAUCGUGGUCUUAUGCCUCCUCCUUUGAACUUCGGUAAACGGACUAAUACCGUGCUACGCAAGCCGCAAAACCUGGCUGGCAUGUCUUCUACAGCGCCAUCGCAAUCACCGCAGAUGAGCCGUAAUCCGAUGUCUAGAUAUAUGGCUCAAGUACAGAAGCGACCGGAUGAGUGGCUGCAGAGGCCUGUACAAUUCUCAUUUCGAACUCAAGGAUCAGCCCCUGGUUCGCCGGACAGUAUGGCAGCGGAGGCGCCGACUCCUGGUCGAGUUAAUGAAGCUCUAGGUCGCCGCAGCAAGUUUCCGCCAAUCGAUACUAACCUGGCGAAUGUGCCUCCGGGAGAGCGAGGCAUCAAUCACUUCAACUCGCGGUCGAUGACGGAUUACGGCAGAAUGGCUCAUGAUCCUGAUUAUACGCGCUUUCGUAACUUGUUUUCGUAUUCUUCAAACCUCCACACAAACAUGGGCUCGAUAGAUAUCGCAAGUGGAAUGAAGACGACGUGGAGUCGCUUGGUACGUUUUGUGGCAGCCGAAGACGGUGUUGAGCAUAUCGGCGAGCCGCUCGACACAGAACUGGAUGUCGGCGCAGCCCUUGCAGCUGGAUCAGAAGUCGGAGUACGUGUUUUCACCGGUUCAUCGGUACUCUCUGUAGAUGCGCAGCCAACAUCAGCGAUCGCGACAAUAUCACGACUGCUGCCACCACUGUCAAGAACCGAAGUCGGUACUAUUCGCUGUAUAGGCCUCAACUAUCGCAAACAUGCUAGGGAGAUGAAUCUGGAUCUCCCAAACCACCCAACACUUUUCUUCAAGCCUGCAACCUGUCUGGGUGCACCCAAUGGGCCACUGGUCAUCCCACGUCAAGCGACCGAUGGGCAGGCAGACUACGAAGCCGAGCUCGCCAUAAUCAUUGGGAAAUCGGCAAGGAAUGUGAGCACAGAAGAUGCUAUGGACUACGUGCUGGGUUACACAUGUUCAAAUGACGUGACAGCGCGAGUCCACCAAUUCAACGGUGCGCAAUGGAGUUUUGGAAAAGGCUUCGAUGGCUUCGCACCGCUCGGGCCCUGUCUCGUAUCCGCGUCUUCAAUAUUGAAUCCGGGCGACAUCGAGCUCAGAACCGUACUGAAUGGCGAGACGAUGCAGUACUCGUUGGCGAAUGAUAUGAUCUUUAGUAUACCUGAGAUCGUUGCGUACCUUAGUCAAGGGACAACAUUGGAGCCAGGUACCGUGAUCAUGACGGGUACACCGCAUGGGAUUGGCGUCAGCAAAGUACCAAAGGUGUGGCUCAAACAGGGCGAUGAUCUGAGAAUCGUGAUGAGUCAUGGUAUGGGAAGUCUGGUGACGCCAGUCGUGUAUGAGAAAGCCUAG
Molecule: messenger RNA, 3555 nt
Organism: Alternaria burnsii
Lineage: Eukaryota; Fungi; Ascomycota; Dothideomycetes; Pleosporales; Pleosporaceae
Product: fumarylacetoacetate hydrolase
Exons: 5
Coding region: 1-3555 (1184 amino acids)
Molecular function (GO): acetylpyruvate hydrolase activity
Source: RefSeq, a predicted model, not a curated record